This is a messenger RNA of Prorocentrum cordatum, 900 nucleotides long. The record is from the annotation of a GenBank genome assembly. NCBI's taxonomy places the organism in Eukaryota, Dinophyceae, Prorocentrales, Prorocentraceae.
AUGCCUGCACCGGUGACGCUGCACAUCUACGACGUCGGCGAUCAGAAGGCCGUCUCCAAGGUGAACCAGCUGCUGAAGCCCAUCGGCACAGGUGCGUUCCACGGCGCGGUGGAGGUCUACGGGCGAGAGGAGUGGAGCUACGGCUACAUCGACGAGGGCACAGGUGUGUUCAGCAACGCUCCGAAGGGGUGCCCCAUGCACACCUACCGGGAGUCGGUCUCCAUGGGCGAGACGGCGCUGUCCGAGGAGGAGGUGGCCAAGCUCAUAGAGGAGAUGAAGGGCGCGUGGCCUGGGGUGGACUACGACCUGCUGAGGUGCAACUGCUGCAACUUCAGCGACGCCUUCUGCGUAAAGCUCGGGGUGGGCAACGUUCCCAAGUGGGUGACCAACCUUGCGGGCGCGGGCGCCACGCUGGAGGACGACGGCUUCAAAGCGGUACACUCCAAAGCGCAGGCUGCCGCCAUCGUGGCAGCUGCAAAGGCGGACGAGAUCGACGCUAAGUACCAGAUUCGAUCCAAGACAGAUGCCAAGGCCAAAGAUUUAGCGAAGUUCAGCAAGGAGAUGGACGAAAAAUACGGAGAAUCUCGGCGGGCGCCCAGAGCGCCCUCGAGAGGGCGAACUCAAAGUUCAAGGACCUUGACGACAAGCACAAGAUCACCGAGAAGAGCCAGGCGGCAGUCAAGCAGGCCUCGGCGGCCGGGACGAGCCUCGUGGGGAAGAUCAGCGACUGGUUCAGCGGCAGCAGGCCCGGUAGCGCCAACAGCUCGAACGCCACGAAGUAGGUGGACGUCUCGGGCAGCAGGCCGCGAUGGGCUGCCGCUCAUCGUGCGGAUGACGAGCGGGAUGGGACUCUCGCACUUUCAACAGCCUGACCGCCAAGGCGUGACCACAGGCACCUGA